Molecule: messenger RNA, 3070 nt
Organism: Callorhinchus milii (elephant shark)
Lineage: Eukaryota; Metazoa; Chordata; Chondrichthyes; Chimaeriformes; Callorhinchidae
Gene: tmem38a
Product: transmembrane protein 38A
Exons: 6
Coding region: 446-1348 (300 amino acids)
Biological process (GO): potassium ion transmembrane transport
Cellular component (GO): membrane
Molecular function (GO): potassium channel activity; identical protein binding
Source: RefSeq, a predicted model, not a curated record
GAGAGUGAGUGUGAGUGAGUGAGUGCUCUCCCAGCCUCGCCCUAUUAGGGCCUGCAGCUUAUUUACGUAAAAUGCAGAGGAUGUGCGGUGUCCAGUUUCAGGAUUAGGGGCUCUGAGGUGUCUUUGCUCAGACGUUAGCGGUGCAAUUAUGUGUUAUGCGCUUGACGUCAGGGGGCUAUUUGUGAUCACCCCCCAAGGGAUGAGUUGGGAGUAGCUUUACCCCACUGUCAGCCUAACAGCCUGGUUAAAGCAGGGCAGGCGGAGAGACAGAAAGAGAGAGAGAGAGAGAGAGAGAGAGAAAGAGAGAGAGGUGGGGGGGGGAGGGAGAGAGAGAGAGUGAGAGAGAGAGACAAGACCUCUCAGAGCGAUCUGAGCAGCAACACCAGUCACAUCUUUGAGCAGCGACGCAGGAGGAACAGGUCCACCCCCCCACCACCCCAUCAGUAUGGAUGUCCUGGCUCUGCUGAACCUGAGCGAUGUGCCUCUGUACUGCUCAAAGAUGUCCAUGUUCCCGCUGUUUGACUUGGCGUAUUACAUCGUGUCCAUCCUCUACCUCAAAUACGAACCAGGUGCAGUGGAAGUGUCCAGGCGAAGUCCAAUUGCCUCAUGGAUGAGUGCGAUGCUUUACUGCUUUGCCAGUUAUAUAAUGGCAGAUGUUCUACUCGGGGAAUCUCCUCUCCAAUAUUUUAGCAACACUUCCCACAUCCUGCUGGCAACAGCUGUCUGGUACCUCACUUUUUAUUGUCCACUCAAUUUAUUCUACAAGUGUGUGUCUUUCAUGCCUGUGAAAUUGGUCCUUGUCGCUAUGAAGGAGGUGGUGCGGGUCCGUAAAAUUAGUGUAGGCGUUGUACAUGCUCAUCAUGCCUAUCACCAUGGAUGGAUCAUCAUGGCCUUGGUUGGAUGGGCCAAAGGCGCUGGAGUUGCAUUAAUCUCCAACUUUGAACAGUUAGUUCGUGGAGUCUGGAAACCAGAAACAAAUGAAUUCCUCAACAUGUCUUUCCCAACAAAGGCCAGUCUGGUUGGAGCAGUUCUCUUCACGUUACAGCAGGCUCGCUGGCUACCCAUCUCUAAACAUAACAUCGUCUUCCUUUUCACUGCCUUCAUGGUUGUCACUAAGGUAUUCAUGACAGCAAGACAUUCGCAUGGAUCACCAUUUGCUCCAAUUGAAGCUGUUAUCUGCCCCAUCCUCUUUGGCGCUGCAUCCUUUACCUCCGAUGAACAUGAGCAUAGCCACUCCCGUGAAACUUCACAAAGUUAUUCCCCUUCCAGCAUAUCUCCAUAUACGGCCAAGUCAAAGGAGGAACUGAACGAAGGGACAAGGAAGAAGAAGACCAAAAAAGUUGAAUAAAUAGCGCGACUCCCAAGACAGUUGCUAAUAUGUGUUGAAAGAUCUCAUCAAAGUGCAAUUUCAGGAUUUAAAGUAAUCUGACUAUGAGGAAAAUGGACAUAAUUGUACUCAUACACUAUUCUAAGAUUUGCGUUUGAGCUUGUCUGUCUCAUUAAAUGGAAAGGAAAAGUGUGAACAAAUGCUGGUUAAUCUGCCCAUCCUAGGAAUGCGACUGGUAUUGAAAGAGUGUUACCAAUCUCAAAUCCUAGUGAGAAAAGGCAGAUAAGUACUCUCACUGUCACAGAUUUGUCAGUGUCUCUCAAAGAGGCCAUCUGGAUAUAGUGUGUAUAAGUAAAUGGAAAUAUUCAUCACGGAUGUUCUGAUGUGAAAAUAUUUGAGGCAUAAUUGUGGAACUAUGUUAGAAGGAAUCUCCUAUAUCAGUGGGUAUCAUGUUGUCACUGUUUACAAAGUUAAGUUUAAUUCUUCAAUACUAAGCAUUACACACAGGAAAAUCAAAAUGCAAAUAACCAGUUAGAGGCAAAAUGGAAUGGAACUAUUAUACUGCCUGCAUUUUGCCACUUGGAUUCACAGCAGAUACUGAAACUGGCUCACUUUGGGCUCCAUAAACUGAAAAGCAUUGAUAUAUAGGCACAUUAGGACCCCAAAGUGCCUUGUGCCAAUCCUUACACAUAAGUGGCCGUACACACAGCACAAUUCCCAAAAUACCUAGAAGCUGUUUUUGUUAAUAGUAUGUUAUUUCAAAUUAGUAUAUUCAGAUUAAUAUUCAGUAUUAGUAUUUUCUUCUUAUACCACGUUUGGCUUGGAAAUGUUUGUAGGUGGGGAGGAUUGUGUUACUCACAAUGGAAUCAGAUGGAUUUUGAUGACUGAUAUAACUAAAUUUACAGGAAAAAGAAACAGGAGUGAAAUUACAAGAGUAAUGACAGUGAUAUCUUAAGUGCAGCACAAUCCAUGCUCAAAACUCCUCACAUCUCAUGAUACCAUAGGCAACUAUGCACUUUUCCUAACUAAAAGAGUUUUAAUUGUUUGCCCUUACACUAAUUAAUGGUGGUUGGUUGAAAAGUAAAAUGGCAAAGACCUGUGAGCCAGUUAAUCUCUCAGACCUAUUCUCUCUCUCAACCAAAGGAUGCUGUUUCGCAAAGAACUUGGGACUAGAGGACAUGGAUGACCUGAAAGGUCUUCUUUAUCCAAAUCUCUCUUGUACUCUGGAAUUGGUUGAAAAUACCAAAAAUGAAUUUAAAAAGUCGCUGAUUUUUGUAACGAUUUAAGUGGCCAGUUCUUUUUCAUAUACUCCUGUUUUUAUACACAAAAAAAUGACAGCAUCUUCAGGGCAGUGGCUGACAUACAUUUUCCAUAUUAUUUUCAACGUAAUAUAAAUUUUUAGUUUCCACUUAGGUGCUCAUAUCUACUAUUCACUGACACCUAAGCAAUCACUCAGUUGGGCAAAGAGCCCUUUCACAUCAUAGCUUCGAAGGUGUGUAUUAUUUAACCGCAGAACGAACAAGUAGCAGAGUUCCAGCCAUUUGAGAAUAAGAUAACCUUUGUGUAAAAUAAAAUGAAUUUACAACAGAACACAAUAUUUGAGAAUCAAGCCCUAAAAAUGUUUACUGUACAAUAUGAAGUAUAAUAGUUUGUACCAAGAUUACUCCCUAAAAUUGCCAAUACCAGAAACGUAUAAUAUAUUGAUGUGCCUUUGUGAAUUAAAAGCUAUUUUCCUUCUUGUGA